GGUGGGGCGACGUGGGGCGGGCGGCCGCUCCGGAGGCUGUGGGGGGCGGCGGGGCGGCCUCGAUACAGCCUGGGCCGGGCCCCGCCGCCGCCUCACCUGGAACGGGCGGACGCUUGGCUGCUGCGGAAGGCGCUGGAGGGCGGUCUCCUCUCCUGGUUCUGUAAUGGGCUCCUGGCCACCGGCAUCGGCAUCAUCUCCUAUGUCCAGAGCGACACCGGCCAUGAUGCUGCCUAUGGCUUUUUCAUCUUGGGGGGCCUGUGCGUUUCCUACGGGGUGGGCUCCUACCUGGUGAACCUGGUGCUGCUGCGGCGGCCCAUGAUGCUGCCGGCGCCCACCAAUGCCGCUGCCACGCUGCUGGCCCUGCUCUGGCUCUGUGCCCUCUCCCUCUACAUCGGGCGUUUAGAGGUGGAGAUCAUCCCUGAGGAGCCCCCCCAAAAAGUGACCCCUGGGUGGGGGGGGUAGAGAGAGAUGAUAACAGGGAUCCCCCCUCAGUGAUGGGGUGGGAAAAUACCCCCUGGGGGAUUGGAAACUGCCUUGGGGGGGGGGUAAAAACCAACACAGGGGGGUUAAAUCUACACUAGGGAGGAUUAAACCCACCCCAGGGGGGAUUAACACCCCCACCAGUGGGGAUUAAACCCCACCCCAGGAGGAUUAAAAGCCCCUUGGGAGGAUUAAGCCUCUCUCCCCAAGAGGAUUAAAUUAUUAA
Harpia harpyja (harpy eagle) is the source of this 706-nucleotide messenger RNA. RefSeq names its product transmembrane protein 160 (gene TMEM160). The record is from RefSeq and is a predicted model, not a curated record. Lineage: Eukaryota; Metazoa; Chordata; Aves; Accipitriformes; Accipitridae.